GUAGCGCGUAUUAAAGUUAGCUAGCUCUAUUUCGUUUGUUAGCUAGUUAGCACCGUUAGCCGGGUUGGUUGUUAGUUGUGUAUGGUUGGAGCGGCUGUGUCACAGUGCAGCUGUUUGUGAGGAAAAAUGAUGUGUAAUCCUCAGGAUAGCAGCGGCAAGUAUUUAUGGUGGUAUCUACAGAGUCUGGAGUUCCAUCAGGAUGUGGCUGCUAGCAUCGGAAACAAAACAAACAUCAAGCACCUCAAUCUGGGCAUGAAUAUGUUUGAUAAGCCAAACAAGGAGGCCUUUUACCUAGUCAUCCAUUUCUUGUUCAAGAAGUUGAACCCUUCACGUGUGCAAGAUGUUUUUAGACAUUGCUGGCCAGUUUUGGAUCGCAAAGCAGAUGCUGAAUUUCGCAAGGGUGCAUUUGGAUGGCUUCAGGAAAUAGCGAAUGAAGAAGGAAGUAGUUUUCCUAAGGUGGUUGCAUCACAUUUACUCUCUCCUUCUGGACCAAGAUUUGUCAAUCUGAUGCUUCACUUAGCCAAACAUGUCAUGUUAAAAACAAUGAGGACGUUUACCACAGAUGACGCAUGGGUUCCAGAGGCUGCGGCUGUGCCUGCAAGUUCUCAGGAGCUGGAAAUGAAGCGCUUUCUAAUGGUGAAGAGACACUUUCAGAGAGUGACUGUGGGGCAAGACUGUCUUAUUCAGGACUAUCAGAAGAGAGCUAGACGUUUGGAGAAGUCUUUGAAGGAUCAUAAGGCAGAAGAUGUCAAGUAUGAUGAUUUGAUUAAAAAAUAUGAAAACAGCCUUAACCUGGAAAAAGACCUGCUGGAAAAGAUUCAAAAGGUUCGGAGCUUGUGGGCUGAAAUCGACAGUUCAUUAGCUGGUUUAAAAGAAGAGCAGUGUGUAUUGGCCAGCGUGAUUGAUGGCAGGGUUGACCAGUACGCUUUGGAUGGAAAGAACAUUAACGUGAAGAUUCCUGCGGUUCUUCUGGAGAGGAUGGAAAGGUUACCACUCCUGACCACAGCUGGAAGUUUGUAUGAGGGAGGCCAGCCUGUCAUCUUGCGGCUGCUUGAGCUUUUGAAUGUGGCAUUGAAUCUCUUGUGCGACGAGAGAGCCAAGCUUUCAGUUCCCACUUCACAGCUCAGCCACCAGACUCUCCAGGAACAAUCUUUAUUCAUGACUCGCUCAAAGGAGACUCUGAAAAACAUCAGACGUAAAAUGGCCAAGGAGGAUAUACCACAGACUAAGCAUUCCAUUAACAAGCUAGAGGUGGACUGGGAAAGAAAAUGGGCUGAAUGUUUGCAGCAAACUUCACUGAUCACCUUCCUUAAUGAGGAUCCAGUUUUGAACUUUCUUUCUCCAAUGGCUCCACUGUCUUUUGAACCAGCCUCGGACGCUAACUUCAAGGCUAGUAUAUUCUUCCAGUAUCCAGCUAAGCUGCCUGAAUCGACUGAUCAGACACCUAAGGAAAUACCUUGUUUGACUGAAGAGUUCCAAACGAAUGCUGUUUUAAGCUCCAUUCCAGCUGAGGACAAAACUGAAGACCUACUUUUUUCCAGUUGCCUCGUCUCCCCAAGGCCUGAAUCACCAUCUGUGGCUCGUCCUAAAAGUCCUGCUGCCCUUUCUGAUGUGCCAGUAGCUACACCCACACCCAGUCCUUUUCAAGCGAGCAGGAGGAGACCUUUUCCUUCACAAGUCAAGACAUCGGCUCUGAAGCCCAAGGCUCAGAUUUUGGAAAUGGAGUAUGAGAAUCUAGCAAGUCAGUUUGCUGAAGCUGUAACUAUGAGCCCAGUGGAUGGGAGGAGCAGUAGUAUGGAGCUGGAGCAGCUGCUCAACACUUUAUCAGACCCUUUUACAACCAAGAAGCAGAUUCCUCGCACACCGGAAAGUCUAAUUAUGGAUGUCAGAACAUCAUGGAGAAAAGCAGUGGAAGAAGGCAAGUCUGAGAAACAUGGAAAAAGUCAUGAUAGCCUGUCUUGCCUUGUAGCACCAGUUCCUGAAGUUCAAAAAAGAGCCCCCAGCCCAGAGUUAUUCUCCAUAAGUGCUUCUGCAAUAGCACAGGCUGACCCUUUACCCUAUAGUUCUCUCCCAUCACAGCAGGGGAACUCCCUUCACUCUACUGUUAGCUGGGACUCUUCACAGCUGGACGCUCUCAGCCAGAGCUCCAGCAACAUCAUCCAUUUCAGCAUUGCCCAUGAGACCUUCCCAGACGAAGAGAGCGAUGGUUCUAUGAACUGCAGUGGUGGCUCACGUGAGAUGCAGGAGGCUGAGGAGCUUCUCCUCCCUCCAGUUGUUUCACAUUUAUCCGAAACGGAGACUGCACUUGAAAUGGCUCGCCGACACUUAAAUGAUUCCUUUACAGGGAGGAUCAAGGAGACCAAGUCUGACUACGUGCCAUCAGCACUACUGGCAAGCCCAGGGUUGGGCAGUUGUAAGGAGAAGAUGUUUUCUUUAGACUUGGACCAGUUGGAAAGCUUCACUUCUCCUUUACGAGGGGAUCUCACUCUACCCAAUCUUGUCACAUUUUCACCCAUGGAUGAACUCUAAUUUAGUGCCUGGUUUCAUUAAUUUGUAGCACAAGCUGUGCUACAGAAACAAGAUCCCCCCUUGUCUUAAUCAGAGCUGGUGGAGAGAACUCUUGGAUACAGACAAGUAUGAAGUAACACCCCUUGUUGGUGAUCCUCUUUUAAACACCUGCCUUAUUUUUGUCUUAAUGUGUCAAACCUUAUACUAAUUAUAUUUGUAAAUGUCUAUUGCAGAAAUGACCCAUGUAGUGAAUGGGUUAAUGUACAUGUCUCAUCAGUCAACUUGAGUUAGGCUAAUAACCUAUGUAAAGUGUAAGCAGUCUCUCAAUUGUAAUAAAUUAAAUUUGCCCAGUC
Messenger RNA from Trichomycterus rosablanca, 2861 nucleotides. RefSeq names its product HAUS augmin-like complex, subunit 6 (gene haus6). Gene Ontology annotation, biological process: spindle assembly. The coding region runs from base 127 to 2529 and encodes 800 amino acids. The record is from RefSeq and is a predicted model, not a curated record. Lineage: Eukaryota; Metazoa; Chordata; Actinopteri; Siluriformes; Trichomycteridae. The transcript is spliced from 16 exons. Gene Ontology annotation, molecular function: microtubule binding. Gene Ontology annotation, cellular component: HAUS complex; mitotic spindle microtubule.